Molecule: messenger RNA, 2672 nt
Organism: Gaeumannomyces tritici R3-111a-1
Lineage: Eukaryota; Fungi; Ascomycota; Sordariomycetes; Magnaporthales; Magnaporthaceae
Exons: 3
Coding region: 257-1822 (521 amino acids)
Molecular function (GO): protein binding
Source: RefSeq, a predicted model, not a curated record
CCCAACCAUCCUAGUCCCAGUGACAAUUCCUGUCUCGUAUCAUGAGCCCAGCCUUUCCGCACACUCGUCCGACAUCAUCCCUCGACUGGAGGACGACGCCUAAAAAAGCAAAGCUUGCGCCAUCCAUCAGCCAUAACCUCCGUCCGGAAGCGACGCCCAACUAAAGUCCCGUUGAAACGCGCAUUACCUGAGCGUACAUAUCCUCUCAUACAGAGUGUGGCCUACCUUUUGGGAGCGGCAACUCUCCCACGGUACCAUGGCUGACUAUACGCGCAUCCUGUCGGACCGGCUAGGCGAGAUGGCGCAGAGGAACGCAUGUGUUCCCCGGAAGGACCUACACGACAUUGAACUAGUCAGGCCAGUAGUUCCUGUGGGCACGGCCAGUCCAGCGCCUCGCUCUGUCGACAGGGUCGCCUUCGACGUGUGGUUCGUCAUCUUCAGCCAUCUCGAGUAUUCGGACGCAGUGGCCUUUUCCAAAACCUGUCGCGCUUUCUAUAGCCUCGCUCCGUCCAAUGCCCUGGUGACGAGAGAGCAGAGACACCAGUUCUACCUCAAGGCCGAGAAAUUCCGGCAGCACGAUGGACUGCUGGUUUGCUUUUAUUGCAUGAAGCUUCGCCCGAGGAGCCACUUCGGCAAUAACCAGGCAACCAAAGGCCGUGGCAAACAUGGCGCCCAUCCUGACAAGGCUAUAAAGCGCCACUGCUGGGACUGCACCGCCGCCGGAAGGCUCUACCCCGAAUCCCAGCCGCUUCGCAAAGACAAGCACCUCUGGUACCUCUGUCACCAGUGCGGCAUCUUCAAGCACAGGUCCCAGCGCUGCCUGAAGGAGGACGCCCACGAUGCCGAGGGCAGCCUUGCCCCGCGCACCGUCUGCACGCCGGCGUGGCCCGCCACCGUCCCGUCCGCGCUCGAGUCCCGCCUGCCCGCGGCGCUCCAGGACCGGAUAGUCGGCCACCUCGGCUACCGCGACAGGAUGUCCCUGGCCGCCACCAACCGCCACUUCAGGCGGGCGGUGCGGCCGCUGGGCGCGCCGCUGUCGGACAAGGUCGCCGUCGCCAAGCGGGCGGCCAACUGGACCAGCGGGCCUCCGAGGGGUGGCCCGUGGGCCUGCAUGGUCUGCUUCCGCGCCCGGCCCGAGAGCAGCUUCCCCAACAUGGAGUCGCUCCAGAGCAAGUGGUGGCGCCGCCGCUGCCGCGCGUGCUGCCACUUCAUCUACCGGGGAGGCCAGCAGCAGCAGCAGGGCGCCCCGCCGCGUCAGUGGCACCCCCUCGACGAGUGCUGGUUCUGCCGCGAGCUCAAGGACGCCGGCGCCAAGUGCGGGACCUGCCACGAAGAGGGACCCGCGUGGGACAAGAGGAGGGAGCUGCAGGCGCGGAGGGAGAGGCGGAGGGAGCGCGCCGGCGCCGCGGCGGACCAGGACUUCUCGGAGCCGCUCUCCCUGCUCUUGGUGGGCGGGAACGCCCAAGAGAGCGCCGAGGACGAGGUCGGGCCGGUCGAGGCCCAAGGCAGUGACCAGCCUAGCGUGGUGGUCCCCGCCGCGCACGAGGAGUUCCCCGCACAGGAGGAGGUGAGCGGCCAGGCGCGAGAAGCGCCCGAGGACGGCGACGAGAACACGUCCGAGGCUGAGGAGAAGCCGCCCGUGGUGUAUGCUGGAGGCGUGGCCGCGGGGACGACGUACCGCAGCCGCUAUGCGCCGUCGCACACAUAUAGUCGCCUCAGGCGGUUCCUGUCGGUUGGGUAUCCUCUACGCCGGCAUCACCGCCCGUGGACGACCUGGGGAGCCAUCAGCGAGAGGUUGAAAAACGCACGGUUGGGCAGGUGAUCCGUGGAAAGAGCUGAUUCGUACUGUUGCUCAGAUCCGUUGCAUUAUACCGUCGAUUUCUGAAUAUUGGUGCCAUUCAAUGCUGACGCCUGCUCCCUUCCGCCAAACCGUCGAAGAGGUGGUGCCCUAGUUGGCCCGAAACCUGCCGAGCUAUACCACGUAGGUCCCUGUAGGGCUGGCGUGGACCGCUCGGUGGAUCCAGCUCCGCUUGCCAUGAAAGUGGCGGGGGGUUGGGCUGAAACCAAACGGUCUUCGAAGCCUCCGACGCCUGCGUCAGCCUGCGCCUCGCCUCGCUUGGCCGCAUGUCACCCUUCAAUGGCACGCUGGCGCUGCAAGGGAUUGCAGCGCGGGAGUGAGGUGGAGUAGGGCUACGGCGUCCGGCGCUGUGCCCAGCUGUUGAUUUACACGCGCUCUCCCGAGCGGAAUUAGGUAGAGGAUAGGGAGUGAGUAGAUACAUCGUGUCGAGGGCUGGGUCAGAGAUGUUCUUGGAUGCGGUGGUGAUUUUCGUCUAGUAUGCAGGUCCCCGGCGAGGGGCAGAGGGUAUCAACGUCGUCCGCAAGCCUCUAUACGCAACAAAUAAAAAGCUCCAGCGGUCAGAACCUGGAGCUCUUCCCUUACGUCCCCUGGAGAUGCAUUACAAAGGAAAAUGGAAACAAAAAAAGAAAACAGAACAAGCCUAAAGACAUGAGUGGUCAUGGGGGAGUAGAAUAGAAUGACAAAAUAGGGGCAGGGAAAAUAGGAGUAAUAAGGUUUAAUAGCUCUUCGAGGUUUCGCGGGAUCUUCCAGCAUUCUCGCACUGCGGUGAACAAAAGCCCAACACCUCAAACCUGCCUUCUCAAGAGGCGUCCGU